GCAAUGAAAAAUAAAGCUAUGUUGACCAAGUUUAUCCUGCUGGGCCUAACAGAUGUCCCUGAACUCCAGGUAGAUUUUGCAUUUCUGUUCAUCACCUAUUUGCUCAGCACCAUUGGAAAUAUGGCGAUCGUCAGCCUCACCUUGCUGGAUUUCCACCUUCAGACCCCUAUGUAUUUCUUUCUCCGGAACUUCUCUUUCUUAGAAAUUUCCUUCACAAACAUCAUUCCCAGGGUCUUGAUCAGCAUCACAACAGGGAACAGGAGUAUCAGCUUUGCUGGCUGCUUCACUCAGUAUUUCUUUGCCAUUUUCCUUGGGGCAAAGGAGUUUUAUCUUCUGGCUGCAACGUCCUAUGAUCGCUACGUGGCCAUCUGCAGACCCCUGCAUUACACGACCAUUAUGAACAGCAGAAUCUGUACCCAGCUGGUUCUCUGCUCUUGGCUGGCUGGGUUAAUGAUUAUUAUACCACCUAUCACCCUAAUGAGUCAGCAGGACUUUAGUGCAUCCAACAGGCUGAAUCAUUAUUUCUGUGACUUUGAGCCCCUUCGGGAACUCUCCUGUUCAGACACGAGCCUUGUAGAGAAGGUUGUCUUUCUUGUGGAAUCUGUGACCCUGGUGCUCACUCUGGUGCUAGUGAUUCUCUCCUAUGCAUUCAUCAUCAGGACUAUUCUAAAGCUCCCCUCUGCCUAGCAAAGGACAAAAGCCUUUUCCACUUGUUCUUCCCACAUGAUUGUCAUCUCCCUCUCUUAUGGAAGCUGCUUUUUCAUUUAUGUUAAGCCCUCAGCAAAAGAAAGGGACACAUUCAACAAAGGAGUAGCUCUACUGAUUACCUCAGUUGCCCCUUUAUUGAACCCCUUUAUUUACAUCCUAAGGAACCAGCAGGUAAAACAAGCUUUCAAGGAUGCCAUCAAAAAGCUUGUGAAUCUUAAGUAA
Molecule: messenger RNA, 930 nt
Organism: Loxodonta africana (African savanna elephant)
Lineage: Eukaryota; Metazoa; Chordata; Mammalia; Proboscidea; Elephantidae
Product: olfactory receptor 2AP1-like
Biological process (GO): G protein-coupled receptor signaling pathway
Cellular component (GO): membrane
Molecular function (GO): G protein-coupled receptor activity; olfactory receptor activity
Source: RefSeq, a predicted model, not a curated record